This is a messenger RNA of Cladophialophora immunda, 2131 nucleotides long. RefSeq lists its product as uncharacterized. Gene Ontology annotation, biological process: positive regulation of cytoplasmic translation. Gene Ontology annotation, cellular component: cytoplasm. The transcript is spliced from 5 exons. The record is from RefSeq and is a predicted model, not a curated record. NCBI's taxonomy places the organism in Eukaryota, Fungi, Ascomycota, Eurotiomycetes, Chaetothyriales, Herpotrichiellaceae. Gene Ontology annotation, molecular function: zinc ion binding; single-stranded RNA binding; mRNA binding. Bases 155 to 847 code for a protein of 230 amino acids.
UGGUGUUGAUCGGUCGUCGUACGGUUCUACGGAGGCUGGAAGUCGUUGGAAAGGUCGUGUGGGAAGUUGCGCCAUCUGUUGCGGGACUUGGGAUUCUCGAACGCGGUUUCAAUUGAGCAGGGACCGAGGAAAAAUUUCAGCAAAAGUAGUCAAGAUGUCGUCUCUUUCCCGACGCGCCUGCUACAAGUGUGGUAAUGUUGGCCAUUAUGCCGAAGUCUGCACUUCCUCCGAGAGGUUGUGCUACAACUGCAAGCAACCAGGCCACGAAUCAAACCAGUGCCCUAUGCCACGUACAACGGAGACGAAACAAUGUUACCAUUGCCAGGGGCUAGGACAUGUUCAAGCGGAUUGCCCGACCCUGCGCAUCAACGGCAGCCCUGCUACCGGUCGCUGCUACUCAUGUGGCCAGAUUGGGCACUUAGCUCGUAAUUGCCCUACUCCUAACAUGGGACCACCCACUCGUGGUCGUGGGGGUUAUGGUGGCUUCCGCCCGGGCUACGGUGUCACCAACAACAGGGCUGCGAUGUGUUACAAGUGUGGUGGACCCAACCACUACGCUCGAGACUGUCAAGCUCAAGCUAUGAAGUGCUAUGCCUGUGGCAAACUCGGCCACAUCUCUCGCGACUGCACUGCUCCAAAUGGAGGGCCGUUGAACGCUGCAGGCAAGACCUGCUACAAGUGCGGACAGCCAGGCCAUAUCAGCAAAGAUUGCACUUCCACCACUGAAACCAAUGGUUCGGCGGUCGCUGUGACGAACGGAACUCCUGCUGAUGCUCCUGCAGCUGCUCCUGCGGCGGAUGCCACCGAGGUCUCUACCACUGCUGCCCCCGCCGCCGCAGUUGCGUAGAGCACCCAACCUCAUUCCAUCCUGCACCACAGCAUAGCAGCUCAAAUUUCCUUGUUUUGUUCCUCGUCCUUUGCAUGUUGGUGUUUGAACUCCUCGUCGGAGCAAUAUCGACACACAGACAGUCCUUUCCGAAAUCUACGUCCCCUCAGCAUCCAGUUGUUAUUGUUUUUUUCUGUCCAUUAUCCCCCUUUUCAGCAAAUCAAACUUCCCGUCACGUUUACGAUACCACGGAGGCUGCUAUGCCUUUGAUUCCUUUUUUUUGGCAAUACGCAUCGAAUCAUCGACGCCCCUUUUUGGCGUUCACGACCCUUCACACGACGAACAACCACUGCAAGACUUUUCACGAUACAAAACCGGCAAGGCAGGAGAAUGGGAUCAUCGACCACGAGAGAGAGUAAAUCGGAACAUGGACCAGUCUGAAACUUGCGGCAAAAUUGAACGAACAUGACUCCAGGAUUUCACACGGAUCACCCCCAUUUGACGGUUUCAUCUCCGGCGUUUUUCUGACGAAGAUCAUCGAAUCUUGCUUUCCAAUGCGCUACACAACGAAACGACUUUCCUUGGCUUUUCUCUACGAUCGGAACACGCCACCGUUUGCAAAAAGGAUCUGAUUGAGAGGAAGUUAGACCACGCUUUCUGACGUAACCCCAACCGACUAGCUGGAGGGAUAAGAUAGCAUACGGAGCGAAGCGGGCAGUGGACGGCAACGGAAGAAGUGAAAGCGAGGCAGACUGAGCGGGAGACACUGAGUUGUGAGAGUUGGAGGAGAACGGGAGCCUGAGCGAGUUGAGGCAAUAGACCGGGUUGGGAGGCAAUGAGUGACCCUUCGAUGAGAUCGAUGGUUGCUUGGAGCACACGAAAGAAGAGCACACACCCAAAAAGGAGAAUCAAGGUUGGCAUCUGCAACUUGUGGGCCAUCUUCCUCAGCAUCAUCAUCACCAUCAUAUCCCCUUUUAUGAGAUUUUUGCCACUUAAUGAGAGAGCAUCGCUAUGCAUAGUGCGGAAUGCAGCUAGGAUUUAUUGGACUCUGCCCGACUUUUCUUUUGCGCAUUGAGCAUUGACAAGUAGUGCGAGACAGAACCUCGUCGGUCGAUAACUUAGCUGGACCCGCCGACAACGAAAGCGACGGUGUGACCGAUUUCGAUCACUGAAGACGACCAAGUUUUGUAGAGGCUUGACGCGAACGGCUCAAGCAAUCCUCAACCACCUUGCCUCUCGAGCGAAUUCCAGAUCCCCUGGUUCGUUUCAGUCUCCAAGCUGAGCAGCCGACGGAAGCGUCCUGAC